AUGUCAGCUAAAGUUGCAAUUCAGAAGUUCUCCUUCCCCUUCUCCUGUGCUGCACGCCUUUCUCAGCAAGAUGAGGUGACCCAGGAGGGAUGCGUUCAGGUGAAGGCCUUGAAGCUCCAUGACCUCCGGGAGAAUCGGAUCUUAGGCGAAGCGAGCCCCGUCGCUAUUACAGGAGCUCUGGUACAGAAUGAGAAGCGGGCCCAGGGGAGUCCAAAGCCUCCCCCUGGGGGAGUCACGGUGGCUGCCCGGCUGCUGGUCUGCGGCGGCACCUCUCAGAGCACCGCGACCUCCAGGCCGAGCGUGUCUGAGAAGCUGACGGUUGAGGGCGAGGACCAGAGGCCCGCGGCGAAGAGGCAGCUGUCGUCCGAGAGCGCGGCCAGGACCAUCACCGUGGUGAAGAAGAGUGCCGUGAGGAAGGAGGCGGAGGAGCACAGGCCCCUGAAGCCGAAAACACACCCGGGACAGAGGGCGCCCCAUCCGGCGGCGGGGAAUAGCGGGCGUCGAAAGGACCUGUUCACUAACUCGGAGGUCUUCAACAGGGUGGACUCUCAUGUCGUCAGGGCCGGAGCAGAGCUGAAGGAAAAGUGUGUGUAUGACGUGAAGACGAUAGUGCAGAGCAUCACACACGGAGCCAGAAAUGAGCUGGAGAGGCUCCGUGCCAUCUGGGGCUGGCUGUGCCAAAACAUCGAGUAUGAUGUGAGCGGGUACCUCGGCCGCUCAGAGAAGCUGACCUCCCCGGAGGAGGUGAUCGCCGCCGGCCGGGGCGUGUGCUGCGCCUACUCCAGCCUCUGCUCAGAGAUGUGCAGAGAGGUGGGCAUUGAGUGCCAAGAGGUGCCGGGCUACAGCAAAGGCGUCGGCUACCUUCAGGGCCAGAGCCUCAAGAAUGUGAAAUCGGAUCACCUGUGGAACUCUGUGCUUCUCGGGGGACAGUGGUUCCUAUUGGACGCCUGUUGGGGAGCCGGCCGAGUAGACGUGCAACGCGAAAGCUUCGUCAAAAGGUUCGACGAUUUCUAUUUCCUAACGGACCCAGAGGAAUUCGUGGAAUCGCACUUCCCCGAUGAGGACAAAUGGCAGCUCUUGGAUGCGCCCAUUACCCGGGAGGAGUUCGAGAGGAGGGUGUUCAAGACCUCGGCCUUCUUCACCAUGGGGCUCAGGCUGAUUCAGCCUCAUCACUUUCACAUCGUCACAGAUGAUGGCGAGGCAAACGUGUCCCUCAGCUUCUCCAGGCCAGCGACUUUUACCUAUGAGAUCACGCAGCACCAGGACUUUUUACAUUGUGGGGCCCCGGAGCAGAAAGAGUGCAGCAACUCCUCCUUCGGCCUCCUUACGGUUUCCCACCGCAGCAUGAAGCUGCAGCUGCUGCCGCCUGCGAGCGGCGUGUACGACGUCAAGGUGUUUGCCCGGCCUGAAACGGCCACCACGUCUCUGAUCUGGGUCUGCUCCUUCACGGUCGAGUGCCCGAUCCCCAGGGCCAUGGAGGAGAUCCCAGAGAACCCCUUCUUGUCUUGGGGCCUGCAGCCCGUCGCGGGAGCUCUGGGCGUGUCGGGCAGCAGCCAGGGCAGCAAGGCCGCCGAGACCGAAGAAGGCGUCUUCGAGUUGGCGCUGAAGACGUCCAGGCCUCUGAUGGUGCUGUGCGAACUGGUCCACCCGGGGCUGGAAGCCGCUGUGGCCAAACGCUGCCUGGCUACUCAGAUCCAACCGGAUGUCCUGACCUGCCACGUCCUGUGCCCCGUGCGCGGCUUCUACCGCCUGUCGGUGUUUGUGCGAGACUACGAGAAGACAGAAGCCAAGUUCCAGAACGCUGGAAACUUUCUGUUGCAAUGCAAAGGGAAGGUGGUCGGACGGGAGGAACUCUACCCUCCUAACCUGGGCUCGGCGUGCGGCCCGGGGACCCGCACGUUAGAGGCGGGGCUGUCCAAAUUCAGCCACCCGACAGCGCUGGUGAGCACCCAGCAGGGCAAGUGUAACGUCACCUUCCACAACCAGCGGGACCUCGAGCUUCACACCGUGCUCAGCCGAGAGGAGAACAAACCGCCGGGCGUCCCGCUGUCGCGGCAACUCUUCAGCACGUACACGGACAGCAAGGUGACGGUGAGCGUCAGCCUGCCUGACGCCGGGGUGUAUCGGCUGGGCCUGUACGCCAAGAUCACCCCUGGCGGAGAUUUCAGCCCCAUGUGUGACUUUGUUCUAAGGAACAGCUGCGACCGGCCGGGGGCCUCGUUCCCCAGCGUCUACUCGGCCUGGAGGAAAGGCUGCGUGCUCUUUGAGCCUCGCGUGGGCCUGCUGGAGCCCCUCGCCUGGGUCCGCUUCAGGGUGAGGGUCCCCGGGGCCCAGAGGGUGAGCAUGAUGGGAGAGACGCGGACUGAUCUGAAACUGAACAAGAGCAGAGUCUGGGAGGGCGAGGUUUUCAGCGGGAACGGUCUCCAACCGCUGAAGCUGGCCGCCGCCUCGGGAGAGUCCAGUGACAUGGCUGUUUUAUUGACCUUUGACAUCAAGCAGCUGGAGGGAGAAGUGUGA
Molecule: messenger RNA, 2517 nt
Organism: Cyclopterus lumpus (lumpfish)
Lineage: Eukaryota; Metazoa; Chordata; Actinopteri; Perciformes; Cyclopteridae
Gene: ky
Product: kyphoscoliosis peptidase
Exons: 6
Coding region: 1-2517 (838 amino acids)
Source: RefSeq, a predicted model, not a curated record